GAGCACGGGAUCCGCCUGCUGGAGGCCCAGAUCGCCACGGGGGGCAUCAUCGACCCCGUGCACAGUCACCGCCUCCCCGUGGAAGUAGCGUACCAGCGGGGCUACUUCGAUGAGGAAAUGAACCAGAUCCUCUCUGAUCCCACAGACGACACCAAGGGCUUCUUCGACCCAAACACGCACGAAAACCUCACUUACAUGCAGCUGCUGCAGCGGUGCCUGCCCGAUCAGGAGACCGGCUUGCUGAUGCUCCACGUAAUGGACAAGGGCUCCUUCUCCUUUCACCUCAACGAGAACGCGAGGAAGGCCUUGCAGGCGGCCAAGACCAAGAUUGGCGUGGGGCUGUUCCAGGGCCAAGAGGUUUCUGUGUGGGACCUCCUCUUCUCCAGAUACGUCCUUCCGUCAAAGAGGCAGGACUUGCUAAGGCAGUACAAAGCAGGCACCCUGACGCUUGAGCGCAUCACCCAAGUCCUCAUCGCCGUCGUCACUGAAGCAGAGGAGAAGAGCGCCAGGCCCGUCGGUCAAAAAGAAGCUGCCAGCGAACCGACGGCGACGACACCCAAGCAUGCCACAGAUCCGCCAAGCUUCGGAGAGCCCUGGCUGAAGACCCUGAAGUCCACCACUAUCGAUAUGCCUGCAGGCGAGAGCCAAGGGCAGAGGGUCACUGUGUGGGACUUGAUCUUCUCAAGCUACAUCUCUGAGGAAAAGAGGACCGAGCUACUGGACUUGUACAAAAGUGGGCUGCUCUCCACGGAGCGGCUCACGAGCAUCCUCACCACCCUUGUUGUCAAAAAAGAAGCCAGCGGCAGGAAGCUCGAGGUUAAGGUGAGGAGUGCAGACCAAGAGACUGCGCCAGGUCACGAGGCUCCGAGGGAUUCCUCCUCAGAGCCGGCAAACUGGGAAAGCCCCUUGCGCUCUCAGCGCCUCCAAGCACCUGCCGUUGGCCAACAGUUCUCGGCCUGGGAGGUCCUCUUCUCUGAGCGCUUCGCAGCGCACGAACGGGAAGAGCUUCUGAGCAGAUACGGGGACGGCAGCCUCCCCCUUGAAGAGCUCACAAGGAUUCUCACCGAGCGCCUUCCCAGGACCUCAAGCAGCGAAAGUCCUCUUCCCACGGACUUCCGCACACCCAGCUCAAGCGGUGAGGCAAAAGAGGCCGAAGAGGAAGGGGAAGACGAUGCUGCAGACCUGGGAGAAAAAGAGGCGGCCCUGAAGUCCCGGAUGGUGGAGGUCACGGCUGCGGAGUUUCACGGACGUAAAGUGUCCGUGUGGGAGGUGCUUCAUUCCAAGUACCUCCCUGAGGAGAAGAGGAAGGAGCUUCUGCAACUGUACAAAUCGGGCAUCCUCACCAUUGACCAGAUGGAGACCGUGGUCACCGCCGUCGUCAACAAAACGGAGGAAAUGAAAACGAGGGAAACGUCCCAAGCCCGCUUGUCUCCUGGCCCCUGGGAGGAUCCCUUGCGCAAUCAGACUGUGGCCCUGCAAGUUGGCGAGUUCCAAGGACAGACGGUCUCCCUGUGGGACCUCCUCUUCUCGCAAUAUGUUCCAGAAAGCCAAAGAGAGGAGCUGCUGAUGAAAUACCGAUCGGGAACCUUGACCGUUCAGGAAAUGAUCGCCACCCUGGCCUCGCUUCUCACCACGGACGGGGCUUCCUCGCAAAGGGAGGACGCAACUCUUUCCUCGCAGCACAACGAACUCGAAAGCACCUUGCGGCAGGUGACCAUAGACGUGUCUGUGGGCGAGUUCCAAGGCUCCAGGCGCUCUGCGUGGGAGCUGCUCUUCUCCAAAUACGUGACCGCAGCCAAGCGCCAAGAGCUGCUGCAGAAAUACCAAGAAGGGUCUGUGGCCCCAGGCGAGCUGGUCCGAAUACUCACCGCCCUGAUUGAAGAGAUGGAAGAGAAGGGCAACCAGCUGAAGUUCUCGGGGCUCAGGAGGCAGGUGUCGGCCUCGGAACUGUUUGACUCCCACAUCAUCAACCAAGACACCCUCUCCGAGCUCGCGCAGGGCACCAAGACCGUGGAGGAGGUCACAGAAAUGGAUUCGGUGAGGCGAUACCUGGAAGGCACCAGCUGCAUCGCCGGAGUGCUGGUGCCGUCCAGGACAGACCCUUCCAAGUCAGAGAAGAUGACCAUCUACCAGGCCAUGUGGAAGGGCAUUCUGAGGCCGGGCACGGCCCUGGUGUUGCUGGAGGCCCAGGCCGCCACGGGCUUCGUCACCGACCCCCUGGAGAACAAGAAACUCUCCGUCGAUGACGCCGUCUCGGCUGAACUGGUGGGGGCCGAGCUGCGGGAGAAGCUUCUCUCUGCAGAGAGAGCCGUGACUGGCUAUAAGGACCCCUAUACGGGGAGCCAACUGUCCCUCUUCCAGGCCAUGAAGAAAGGCCUCAUAGUCAAAGAGCACGGGAUCCGCCUGCUGGAGGCCCAGAUCGCCACGGGGGGCAUCAUCGAC
Python bivittatus (Burmese python) is the source of this 2442-nucleotide messenger RNA. The record is from RefSeq and is a predicted model, not a curated record. NCBI's taxonomy places the organism in Eukaryota, Metazoa, Chordata, Lepidosauria, Squamata, Pythonidae.